Molecule: messenger RNA, 1548 nt
Organism: Saccharomycodes ludwigii
Lineage: Eukaryota; Fungi; Ascomycota; Saccharomycetes; Saccharomycodales; Saccharomycodaceae
Gene: TGL1
Product: sterol esterase
Exons: 1
Coding region: 1-1548 (515 amino acids)
Biological process (GO): lipid metabolic process
Source: RefSeq, a predicted model, not a curated record
AUGAUACCCUUUGUUGGCAGAUUAACAUUAAAUGAAUGGUUACUUAUAUUUUUAGUAUACACCGAAAAAUUACUGUCUAUAUUUGUGUCAAUAUUUGUGCCGAGAAAACUAACCAAAUUCUCUCAAUAUAUAUUAAAUUUAAUAAUAUACACCAUAGUACCAGGAAUUACUAAUGAUGGCAAGGGUACUAGUAACGGCAGCAUUUCAAAAGAAGAAUUAAAAUUAAUUAAUUCUAAAAACAUAAAGGAAAUGCUCGAGCUGUUGGAUCCAAAUUUGAAAAUGGAAGAACAUAUCGUAACUACGAAGGAUGGCUAUUUACUUACCCUACAUAGAAUACCACCACGCAAUAUUAAUGCUAAUGGCAGUAAUGGUGUGAUUUAUUUACAUCAUGGGUUAUUGAUGUGUUCAGAUAUAUGGCUGUGUCAUACGCAUGAUGAUAACAGCAACAGAGAACGUAAUUUACCACUAUAUUUAUAUUAUUUGAAAAAUUAUGAUAUUUGGUUGGGAAAUAAUAGAGGGAAUAAAUAUUCUGCGUAUCACGUGGAUAGAUCAAUUAAUGAAGAAAAAUUUUGGGAUUUUAGUAUUGAUGAAUUUGCUAUGUUUGACAUACCAAGUACAAUUGAUUAUAUAUUAAAUAUAACCCAUGUUAAGCAAAUUAAUUCAAUAAUUGCGUUUUCACAAGGUUCGGCCCAAAUUUUUGCUUCUCUAAGUUUGCAUCCAGAAUUGAACUCCAAAAUUAACAAUUUUAUAGCAUUGGCACCUGCGAUGACACCUCCCGGAUUGUAUAAUCCCAUUGUAGAUACUUUAAUGAAAACGUCGCCUCAAUUGAUAUAUUUGUUUUUUGGUAAAAAAAUAUUAUUACCAAGUGCAAACACUAUUUGGUCCAAAGCGUUACCAUUGCAAUUUUUCAUCAAGUCUAUUAAGUUGGCAAAUAAAUUUUUGUUUAAUUGGGAAUCACAUAAUAUUAAUAAAUGUGAAAAAGUUGCUUAUUUGAAAUUGUAUAGUCCUACCUCAGUUAAAUGUGUAGUACAUUGGUUUCAAAUUUUAAAUGCUCAAAAAUUCCAAAUGUUUCAAGAUAUAUCAUCACGUCACCUGAAUGACGACAGCCUAUUCAAUGCGAUGAGGUUUCCUACAAAAACGAAUAUCAAAAUACCAGUCCUUUUAAUAUAUGGAGAGACUGACUCUUUGGUGGGGGAAUCAGCCAUUAAUAUCAUGAUGAAGAACUUGCCAGAAUCAAGCACCUUCAAAGUGUGUGUUAAAAAUCAUGAGCAUUUAGACAUUAUCUGGGGUGAUGAUGUCGAUCAGGUGGUUUAUCCUCAUGUUUUAAAGUUUAUUGAAUUUUGGAAUUCAAAUAGUGAAGAUAUUACUGCUGUAAACACUAUUGGCAGUGUCAAUGACCGCACAUUGACUGGUUGCAAGAACCAACAACAUGAUCAAAGUAGAAUUGCUAAUAAAAUUAAUACUACUGUUGGAAGUGCUAAUAAUAGUAGGAAUAACAGCGUUACUAAUAUCAAAUUAAUCAAGCAUAGUAAAAGGCUGUCUAUUUGA